This is a messenger RNA of Cladocopium goreaui, 1080 nucleotides long. Lineage: Eukaryota; Dinophyceae; Suessiales; Symbiodiniaceae. The record is from the annotation of a GenBank genome assembly.
AUGGAAAAAGACGUUCCAAAAAAGGCGCUCCGAUCUGCCGAGGUGGAGUUGAAGUUGCCCAACAAGGGCGAACCAAUCCAGGUACAGAUUGCCGAUAGCCAUCGAAGGGCCCUGUGGAGACUGUUGCGCUCCUCCGUGACGAUGCUGAUCAUGGUCGCUGGCGUCACGGUCUUCGCGGAGGGCCUGGCCGGAAAUGUGCAGAAGGGCUUCGGCAUGGGAUCGAAAAAGAUCACGCCGGUGGAGGAAGUUAACACUACCUUCAACGACGUGAAAGGGUGUGAUGAGGUGAAGGAUGAGUUGCAAGAGAUCAUUUUGUACCUCCGAGACCCGGAUCGCUUCACACGCCUCGGCGCCAAGUUGCCCAAAGGCGUGAUGAUGAGUGGUUCUCCUGGUACGGGCAAGACACUCCUGGCACGCGCCAUUGCGGGUGAAGCUGGGGUGCCCUUUUUGCAGGCCUCGGGCUCGGAGUUCGAGGAGAUGUUCGUGGGCGUCGGCGCGCGACGCAUCCGGGAUCUCUUCCAGGAGGCCCGGAAACACGCCCCCUGCAUCGUCUUCAUCGACGAGAUCGAUGCUGUUGGCUCCAAGCGUUCCUCACGCGACAACACGGCGGUGAGAAUGACGCUGAACCAGCUUUUGGUGGAGAUGGAUGGCUUCGAAAACAACACCGGUGUGGUGGUGAUUUGCGCUACCAACUUUCCCGAGUCCCUAGACAAGGCCCUUACACGGCCGGGACGAUUGGAUCGGCAGAUCGUGGUGCCCAUCCCUGACCUCAAGGGCCGCAUGGAGAUCUUAGAGAUGUACGCGGCCAAGUUGGUCUUAGACGACAAGGUCAACCUGAAGACCUUGGCGCGGCGGACGGCCGGCAUGACAGGCGCCGAUUUGGCCAACAUCCUCAACAUCGCCGCCGUACGCUCCUCCGCCGAGAACCUCCGCUGCAUCCCAACGAAGUAUCUGGAAGAAGCUUUUGAUCGAGUCGUCGUCGGUCUUGAACGGAGAAAUCCCAUGAGUGAGCAGGAGAAGAAACUCACUGCGUACCAUGAAGGCGGCCACACCUUGGUCUCCAUCGGAAACUCCGGCGCC